Molecule: messenger RNA, 2093 nt
Organism: Nymphaea colorata (pocket water lily)
Lineage: Eukaryota; Viridiplantae; Streptophyta; Magnoliopsida; Nymphaeales; Nymphaeaceae
Product: probable tocopherol cyclase, chloroplastic
Exons: 10
Coding region: 267-1712 (481 amino acids)
Molecular function (GO): tocopherol cyclase activity
Source: RefSeq, a predicted model, not a curated record
CCGAAAUAGAAAGACUCCUCACAGUCACAGCUUCUUAGCCCACACUAUCUCUUCAUUUAUUACCGUUCGUCUUCUCCGCUACUUCUCCCUCCACCAGAAGUACGUCCUGCCGAUGAUCGUGGCUUAAAUUCGCCUCCCCAUUUUCCCUUCCCUCGAAGCCGUCGUCGGCGCCCAAUUUCCGUUCCCGUUUCUUUGUCUUGCGCUGGACGUUCCCUUCGCGCCAUGCGCAGGGGAGGCGUCGGCUUUCACCGUCACUGAAGAACGCCAUGGAACUUCAAGUCAUCUGCAUGCCGGCUGGCGUCUCGUUGCCCUGUUCCCUGCUUCCUGCUCUCCCCUUGCGCUGUCGGCGGGGAAUCGGCCGUUCGUGGGCUUCUCCGCCGAGGAAAAUAAGCACCGACUCUAUCGCGAAGCGGCCAUACUGCAGAGCGGCUGUGGAACCCGUCUACUCGCCUACGCCCUCCGAUCGUCCACUUCGCACGCCUCACAGCGGGUACCACUUCGAUGGAAGCGCACGACGAUUUUUUGAGGGUUGGUACUUUAAGGUCUCCAUUCCGGAGCAUAAGCAGAGCUUCUGCUUUAUGUACUCGAUAGAGGAUCCUGCUUUUAGUAGCAGGUUGGGAGUAGUAGAAAAAACCAUCUAUGGGCCCCGGUUUACUGGAGUUGGUGCUCAGAUUCUUGGUGCGGAUGAAAAGUACAUUUGUCAAUUCUCUGAAGAGUCAAAACAUUUCUGGGCGUGCAGGCAUGAGCUUAUCUUAGGAAACACCUUUGUACCAAAGAAGGAUAUGCCGCCUCCAAGUGGGGAGGUUCCACCACAGGAGUUUGACAGACGUGUCUCAGAGGGUUUCCAGGUUAGCCCAUUCUGGCAUCAAGGAUUUAUAUGCGAUGAUGGAAGGUCAUCAUAUGUGGAGACUGUUAAGACUGCACGUUGGGCAUAUUCCACCCGUCCUGUGUAUGGUUGGGGAGAUAUCACCUCAAAACAGAAAGCAGCAGCUGGUUGGCUUGCAGCAUUUCCAGUAUUUGAGCCCCAUUGGCAGAUCUGCAUGGCAGGCGGUCUAUCUACAGGAUGGAUUGAAUGGGAUGGUGAACUGUAUGAGUUUGAAAAUGCACCAUCAUAUUCUGAAAAGAAUUGGGGAGAUUCUUUUCCUGAAAAAUGGUUUUGGGUUCAAUGUAAUGUCUUCCAAGGUGCACCUGGGGAAGUUGCAUUGACUAUAGGUGGUGGAAAAAGGAAGAUAAUUGGUCUCGCAAGCACAUCCGAGAAUGUGGCUUUGAUUGGAGUUCACUACAAUGGGACAUUUUAUGAAUUUGUACCAUGGACUGGUUGUGUUUCAUGGGAGGUCGCCCCAUGGGGUUAUUGGCACUUUUCUGGUGAAACUGAAAAGUAUAAAGUUGAAUUAGAGGGAACCACGAAGGUACCUGGUACCGUUCUGAGGGCACCGACGAUAGAGGCUGGGCUUAUACCGUACUGCAAAGACACUUGCUUAGGAGAUAUAAGGUUACGGUUGUGGGAAAAGACAUACAAUGGGACUGAGGGAAAGGUCAUACUUGAUGUUACAAGCGAUAUGGCUGCAAUGGAGGUAGGUGGUGGACCAUGGUACACCACCUGGAAGGGCACAAGCUCUUCUCCUGAGCUUAUCAAGCAAAUGCUUAGAUUGCCAGUUGAUGUGGAGGGGUUCUUUGAUCUGGUUCCAAUUCUGAAACCCCCUGGUAUUUAAUUUUGCCAAAAUUGUUUUUUGCACCUUUACUGCAGAUUGUGCUUCAGUAAUUAGACUGGGCAAAUCUCAAUAGCUAGGCACCUCUCCACGAGUAAAAACAUAUAUGGAAAUUCCUUCUCUCAGAUCCAUACCAUUGUUUGUCAUACAUCUAGAUGCCACGAAGCUGGAACUAAUAUUUCAUGGUCAGACAUCCACCAAAAAUUACCCAAUGUGCAUGUGAUUGGUUUCUGGCAUAUCUUCAAAAGUUCUGGCAUCGUUUACUUUAGAAGCAGGUUUCAAAGAGGAGAUAUUGUCCUAGAAGAAGACGAUAAGUAUUGAAACAACCCUUGUACAAAUGACAUAAUUGUAUGCUGGAAUAAAUGCUUUGGAUCUGUUAUUGCA